Limulus polyphemus (Atlantic horseshoe crab) is the source of this 2765-nucleotide messenger RNA. Its product is annotated as rap1 GTPase-activating protein 2-like. Gene Ontology annotation, cellular component: cytoplasm. The coding region runs from base 1 to 1551 and encodes 516 amino acids. The record is from RefSeq and is a predicted model, not a curated record. The transcript is spliced from 12 exons. Lineage: Eukaryota; Metazoa; Arthropoda; Merostomata; Xiphosura; Limulidae. Gene Ontology annotation, molecular function: GTPase activator activity. Gene Ontology annotation, biological process: regulation of small GTPase mediated signal transduction; activation of GTPase activity.
AUGGAAAAAAAAGCGAAUACUCCCUGGCAAGAUGUCAAUAGAGGAAAUUUUGGACUUCUGUGUGAUCAAAUAAUAACGGAAACCUUUCAACCAGUAGUUUUUCCAAAGGCCUCUGAAAUGUUGCUUGCUUACGACGAGCAUGUUCUAGUCAAUACAUACAAGUUUGGUAUUAUAUAUCAAAGGGUUGCUCAGACAACAGAGGAAGAGUUGUUUGGGAAUAUAACUCACAGUGGUGCAAUGGAAGAAUUUCUGAAUAUGAUAGGUCAGAAGAUCAAGCUAAAAGACUUUCAGGGCUUUCGAGGUGGUCUGGACACCCACUAUGGCCAAACAGGUAACGAGUCUGUGUACACCCACUUCCAAGGCUGCGAAGUCAUGUUUCAUGUUUCUACACUCCUUCCAUAUACUGAAGGAGAUCCUCAGCAGCUUCAGCGGAAACGUCACAUAGGGAAUGACAUUGUAGCCAUCGUGUUCCAAGAAGGCAACACUCCUUUCUCUCCUACCAUAAUAACAUCCAAUUUCAUUCAUGCUUACAUUAUUGUUGAAGUUGUUAACCCUCAGACACCUGAAACAAGGUACAAAGUUUCAGUUACAGCAAGAGAAGAUGUUCCAAAUUUUGGCCCACCCUUACCACAACCAGCUAUAUUUGCCAAAGGAAACCAGUUCCAAGAAUUUCUCCUAGCCAAACUCAUCAAUGCCGAACAUGCUUGUUAUAAAGCAGAAAAAUUUGCAAAGUUGAAGGAACGUACACGAGCUUCUCUACUCCAUUCCCUCCACGAUGGCCUUGUGCAAAAAACACAGGAAUUCUGUGGUGCAGGCCUGUGUUAUGAGAAUAGUAGGACUGAAAUGAAUGGUACAAGUUCCCGUUUUUUAGACUCUGUUCGGAGAGCGCUGACAGGUCGAAAUCGCAGUCAAUCCAUAGAGUCUAAUUUGUCCAACAUCUCUCAGAAACGGUCUGCAGCUAGCACUAGCAGUAGUGGUGUGAGUGUAAUAACCAUGGGAGAUUCCACUCCUACAAGUACAAAAGGUUCAAUAAAACAUUUGUAUCAGAGAUCCCCUUCUCAAGGAUCCACUCACAGUCGAAACAAUGACAGCCUAGGUGGAGGGUUUCACGAACGUUCGGGUAGUGGACCUAAUACGCCCAUUUCCAGCCCUGAAACCCCACCGCUGAUGCAACGUGUUACGUACGAGUCAGAUACCUCGAGCUUAAACAGCUUGGAAUUAGAACGCAACACGACAGCUUCAGAAGACUUUGGUAAAUGUGGUAACAGUGGAAGUCUAAACAACAUCCAGUCAUCUUCUUUAUGCACAGAGAGCUAUAGGUUACAGAGGCCCGAUUGUGAUGCUGUUCAAAGGCAGAUUGAAAACCUAAAACUGGAAGUUGUAAAACUUAAAACAGAAAAGCUAGAACUUUUGAAGCAAAAAAUGUCCAGUCAACGAGAUAUGAAAAAGGUGAAAGAGUCGGAGGUACGACUGACUACAGAACUUUCAAUGAUCAGAAAAGAAAUUCUCAGAUUACGGGCAUUAGACACUGAAGCAUUAGCUAGUACGUAGUUUUUUGCCAUCGUUGGUAGUGUUACAUAAAGGUGAAGCAAACCUGUAGCAUGAAUGUCAGGUCCAUGUCCAUAAUGGUCGGCACGACACUCACUACAUUAGUCAGAAUAGUGAUCAAUGUGGCAAUAGAAUGUAAAUAUCUAUAGUUAAAAAGUGCAUUUAUACAACAGUCAGUGUGGCUAUAGUAGUAAAGUGUUUUGUCUUUUAGAAUUACAUAAAUUAUGCAGUUCUACAAGAGCAAAAUGUAUACAUUUACGUUAAAAUACACAGUUUGGACAUGCUACUGGUCAAGUGAUAGACUGGAUUGUUGCAAUUGUCUGGUUGUGACAAAGAAAACCAAACCUCUUAACUGUGUAUAAGAGUGAAAAAAAAAACAAUGAGGUGUUACUGCAUUCCAUAGUGACUUCAGUUAUUAACCAGUCAUCUUGCACUGUUUUUGUAUUCAGCGUAAUUUUGUUACUUCAGAUGAGUAGGUAUUAAACCUUUCUAUAAGAAGUACUACAAAUAGGUAGUUUGAUUUCCUCAUUAUCAGCAGUAGAACUGGGUGAUUAACUCAAUUACGUAUGAUCAAAUUAUAUCACAAAAAUAAUCAGUCAUCGAAAUUAUUGUUUCUGAUUAAUGUCAUGCCUCAGCCAUUAUUAAUUUUGAUUAACGUCAUGCCUCAUGAGAAUAAUCAAGUAAUCCAAAUUAGUAUUUUCACUUAUUAUUGUUUUCAAGUAUUCCAAUUUUCCAACACUAAUGUGUGAAUAAUCAAUUAGUUGAAUGUUAUCAGAUUUCGCUAAUCAUCCAGCUUUAACCAGCAAGAGAUAUUGUAAAAAUUUACUUUUCCGUUUUCUAAUGAAGAUUCUUCUCAUACCCAAGUAUUUAUUAGCCAGUUUGCAAGUAUUAUUAUGUUUUAUUUGGAGGCUUUUGAAUACAGUUUUCAGACUGAUUCACCCUUGUUCUUAUUUCUCAGUAUCAUGUUUAUUAAGUGCUUGAAAAACAUUAACGUUUUCAGACUUUGUUAUCUCACUGCACUUGAAAAUUAGUAGCUCAGAAUUAACUCAAAAAAUUGUGCUAGUCUAGAGACAUUUAAUGUAACAUUAUUAAAUAUUUUUAAGCAGAGGAAACCACCUUUAUUAAUACUAAGCCACCUCGGAUAUAGCUUACGUUUGAAAAUUGAUAAAUAUGGAAGUUGGGAAAUGAUAAUAAAAGGGAAGAUUUCAAAAAAACAA